Molecule: messenger RNA, 1755 nt
Organism: Pectinophora gossypiella (pink bollworm)
Lineage: Eukaryota; Metazoa; Arthropoda; Insecta; Lepidoptera; Gelechiidae
Product: carboxypeptidase Q-like
Exons: 4
Coding region: 457-1602 (381 amino acids)
Biological process (GO): proteolysis; peptide catabolic process
Molecular function (GO): metallodipeptidase activity
Source: RefSeq, a predicted model, not a curated record
GUGUCAUUGUGUGUGUCAGUGUAAUGCAUGCUCUAUGCUGUGGUUUUUCGUCUGAUUAUUGUUAUCUAUACCUACACAUAAUUAACCUGGACGUUUGGACUGGGAUAUAAAGACAUAUAAUACGAUCAUUUAUGUAUCACCUAGUAUUGCAUAGCUUGAACCUAAGUAUUGACUUCAAAAUGGAAUUAUUAGUGACUUUAGUUUUAUUAGGACUGUUAUUAAGUAAUAAUUGUAGUGCAAGUGUUGUAAUAAACAGAUAUAAUGAUGAAGGUUGUGUUCUGAAACCUGAAUUGAUACGUGAAAUUCAAUCGUAUAAGGAUGUGACAAAAUUAAUAAUGGACAAUAUUAAAAAUACAACGGGGAAAGAAAUGUACGAAGAGUGAAUACACACGUUUUAUUGACAAGUUCGGUGCUCGUCUAUCAGGAAGUGAUAAUCUGGAGCAUGCUAUCGACCACAUGAUCAACAUGACUCAUUCAUAUGGUCUAAAUGACGUUACUACUGAAGAAGUUGAUGCACCGCACUGGGUGCGAGGAGAAGAAACAGCGUUUAUGUCAAGUCCUCGAAAAAAACACAUUGCUAUACUUGGCUUCGGUAGCAGUGUACCAACACCACCAGAAGGCAUAACAGCUGAAGCUAUAGUUGUUAAGAGUUUUACUGAACUUGAAAAAAUGAAUGACGAAUCAGUGAAGGGAAAAAUUGUAGUGUUCAAUCCGCCUUAUGUUAGUUAUGGUGUAACUGUAGCAUACAGAUCUCAAGGAGCUACCAAAGCUGCCAUGAAAGGCGCUGUCGCAACCUUAGUUAGAAGUAUCACUCCUUAUUCUCUAUACACACUCCAUACUGGUGCUCAAUUUUAUGGAGACAACGUCAUAAAGAUACCAACAGCAGCAAUCACAGUAGAAGAUGCACACUUACUUGAAAGACUACAAAAAGAAGGAGAAAAGAUUGUAAUAACUAUCAAAAUGUCAAACACGUUUGAUAUUAAGAAAUCUAGAAACACUCUGGUAGAUUUAAAAGGAAAAUCAGAACCGAAUAAACUUGUGAUUGUCUCAGGGCAUAUUGACAGCUGGGAUGUAGGUGAAGGUGCUAUGGAUGACGGAGGUGGUAUGUUCAUUAGCUGGUUUGCUCCAGUGCUACUUAACCGUUUGGGUUUAAAACCUAAGAGAACCGUUCGUGCAAUAUUAUGGACUGCAGAGGAACCUGGCUUAGUCGGAGCGGCGGCAUAUUUAGAUAAACAUAAGCACGAACUAAAUGAUAUCGAUUUUAUAAUGGAAUCAGACGAAGGCACAUUUAGUCCUGAAGGACUAAUUGUAGGUGGUUCCAAUCAAACAGUUUGCGUAAUACAGGAGGUAUUGAAGUUGUUUUCACCAGUCGAUAAAGUAGAAAAAAGUGAUGGACCCGGCUCUGAUAUUGUGUUGAUAAUCAAGCAAGGAGUGCCUGGAGCAUCGCUUAUGAAUAAAAAUGAACGCUACUUUUACUUCCAUCAUUCUGAAGCGGAUACAAUGGACGUGCAAAAUAAAGAAGACGUCAUAGAUAGCGCCGCGUUUUGGGCCGCCGUAUCGUACGUUAUUGCCGAUCUGUCUAUAGACAUCCCACGCUUUUAAUAUACCUUUUUUCAAAGGUUCGCCUUGAACGUGGUUGCAUUUUCUUAUAGACUUUUUCGUCACAUUCACAACAACGUCGCUCACAAAGAGAAGGUUAUAAAGGCAUUCAUGGCCUCUCUCCUUUACACGACUAAUAAACUCCAAAGAGCCAAA